This is a messenger RNA of Toxorhynchites rutilus septentrionalis, 6129 nucleotides long. RefSeq lists its product as uncharacterized. Gene Ontology annotation, molecular function: zinc ion binding; nucleic acid binding. Lineage: Eukaryota; Metazoa; Arthropoda; Insecta; Diptera; Culicidae. The transcript has 4 exons. Bases 1 to 6129 code for a protein of 2042 amino acids. The record is from RefSeq and is a predicted model, not a curated record. Gene Ontology annotation, biological process: DNA integration.
AUGGCACGACUACGAGAACGUCAGGAUUUAGAAAAGCAGCGUACAGAUGUGGAGUUGGAAAGAAAAUUCUUGCAGGAGCAACGUAAAUUGUUGGAAGCUACGAUUGCAGCUGAAGAGGAGAGAAGAAGCCGAGUUAGUCGUGAGGAUAGUGUGAGGAGAGUCCACGAUUGGAUUGGGAACAGCGCGGAUCCGCGGUCGAGCGCGACAGGAGACAAUCAACUGCCAGCUGCCUCGACGGUCCAGCAGCAUAACCCAAAUUCAAUCCAAGUGUAUUCUGUGAGAUCCGAAGGAGAAAUAAAUGAAGAAUUACCUUCGGGACUACCGUCAGAUUUGGAAAUUCAGCAACACAGUUCUCCCCUUCGUGACCCGACUAUUCCCAUGCUGAAUAUGACUGAUAGUGUAGAUUAUUCGAAUGCACUGAAUGCACUGAAGGCAAUCCAGGCUGAAGGUGACCAUGGAGAGAAGGCCAUGGACAUGGUUCGAGAUCUGCGCGGGAAAUUGGAACGUUGUUUGGCGCAAGCGGAUCCAAUAUCUUCGCAGUCGACCAAUUUGCAACAACAGACGGUAUUAUGCAGAAAGGAGAUGGAAGGAAUACAGUCGACAGCGUGUCGUUCACCGGCGGCGCCAUCAUCGGAUACUCAAAGCAAUGUCACUCGGUGCUAUCCCAAAGCAACAUCCAAAGACGUUAUCUUUUCCACCGCUACAAAUGCCUUCAGUACAGCCGUCUCCACUACAGCACCCCAUAGUGCCUCCUCAUUCGAUAGUGCCGUCUUUGGCGCAGUCAACUUCAACACAACAACCCUCGAUGCACCCGCCUCUGGUGCAGCCAUAACUUUCGAAACAGCCAACACUACAGCAAACAUCGUCGAUGCCGAAUUCAGUGCAACCACCUUCAACAUACCAAUCUUUGGUUCCGUCAUAUUCCAUGUUACCUUCAUCGGUACAAUCUUCAGGAAUCCCGUGCUUGACGCAUCAGCCUCCGGUGCAGCCGUCUUUAGUACAGCCAACAACAGUUCAAUCUUCUUCAAUACAACCGGCAACACAGUCAUCAUUGAUACACCUACCUAUGAUGCAGCAAGUUCCAGUGGAGCCUAUACCGAUCCUGCCUUCAGGACAGCCUACUUUCAUGCAUCAGAUUCCGGUGCAUCAGCAUCAUUUCCAGCCGCGUCAGGGGAAUCCUUCAAUCCAUCAACAGCAGCCACCGUUUGUACAGCAGUCAGCGAUCGGAACGUGUGGAACCAGUUAAGAGUCAAGCCUUUCACGAUGGUAACAAUAAAUACGAUAUCUUUCCGAGUUUGCCUUCCUUCCCGACCCAAUACCCUCAGCAGCCUGGCACGUGAUCUACCAACUUUCUCCGGCAACCCUGCUGAUUGGCCCAUAUUCAUUUCCAACUAUGAAUAUACUACUCGAGCAUGCGGCUACAACGAUGGAGAGAACAUGGUUCGACUUCAACGAAGCUUGAAGGGGCAAGCAUUGGAAAGUGUUCGGAAUCGUCUCGUAUUACCAUCCGCGGUGCCGAAUGUCAUCGAAGCUCUCCGACUGCGGUAUGGUCGUCCGGAACUUCUCAUCAACGCUCUUCUGCAUAAAGUUCGUUCGAUUCCCUCUCCUCGAUCUGACAGGUUGCAAGGUUUGAUUGAGUACGGAUUGGCGGUGCAGGAACUGUGUGACCACAUCGAAGCUGCGGAUCAGCGCGAUCAUCUGGCGAAUCCAACGUUGCUCCAAGAGCUUGUCAACAAAUUACCAUCGGAUCAGAAGAUGAUGUGGGCAGCCUACAAACGAGGACUUAGUGUCGUAAAUUUAAAGACGUUUGCGGAAUACAUGACAGGUGUGGUGCAAGAUGCAACGAGUGUGGUGAACUACGAGCCAGAGCACAGGAAAAGCGGUAGUAGAUCCAGAGAAUAUGUGAACUCCCACGCGACAGAUGUCGCACUACCAUCCACGUUGACAAAAACAACGAAGCCUGGUGACUGUAUCAACUGUAACAAAUCUGGACAUAAGAUGCGAGAGUGUGAUGCUUUCAAAUCGCUCAGUGUAAACGAACGAUGGAAGCGGAUUCGAUCAUUGGAUGUUUGCCAUAUCUGUCUCUUUGCGCAUGGAAAGCGAUCUUGCCGUAGCGACAGCCGUUGCAACGUGAGUGGUUGCCAGUACCGUCACCACUCGCUACUACAUGGAAGGACGCCAGUGCAGUUGAUUCCUCGGGUCGCUGAGAACCAUACGCAUCGCUUUGUCGAUUCCGGUGUCCUCUUCAGAAUCGUUCCUGUCACGCUCUACGGUACCACAGGACGGAUAAACACAUUCGCGUUCCUGGACGAAGGCUCGUCGCUGACGCUCAUCGAAGGUGAAUUAGUGACUCAAUUAGGGAUAAGUGGAAGUUCGCAACCGCUCUGCCUACGAUGGACUGGGAAUACAUCUCGCAUGGAGAAGAACUCUAAAGUGGUUACAGUUGUAAUAUCAGGAAGCUAUCAAGGAGCAGUUCCGAAAAUUCUCAUCGGUCUCGAUAAUUUGCGGUUGGCAUUGCCUCUGAAAAUACGUGAGGGAGAUGGGCCAUCUGCAGUAAAAACACGAUUGGGAUGGUGCGUGUACGGACAACAAGUAGAGCAACUAACGGAAGGUUACAGCUUCCAUGUCUGUAAGUGUGACAGCAGCAGUGAAAUACAGGAAACUUUGAAGCAGUUUUUCGCUGUAGAAGAGACAGGAACUUCGAUUCACGUCGCUCUCAGCAAGGAAGAGGAACGAGCACAACACUUGCUAGAGCAGACAACGAAACGGGUGAAUAACCAUUUUGAAACAGGCCUACUGUGGAAAAAAGACGACAUCCAUCUUCCCGAUAGCUAUCCCAUGGCUGUGCGUAGGCUGCAAUGCCUCGAGCGUAAACUUGACAAGGAUCCUGCUUUGCACGAGAAUUUCCAUCGACAAAUUCAAGAAUACCAAGAUAAAGGUUAUGCUCACCGUGUGACGCCGGAAGAAUUCCAGAAAGCGAAUCCAGCGAGGAUAUGGUUUCUACCCAUGGGUGUUGUGACCAAUCCCAACAAGCCCGGGAAAGUGAGGGUUGUUUGGGAUGGUUCAGCAAAAGUUGGAGGCGUCUCGUUGAACAGUAUGCUGCUAAAAGGUCCGGACCAGCUCACAGCAUUGCCUGCAGUUCUCUAUCGAUUUCGGCAGUUCUGGGUGGCAGUCAAUGCGGAUUUACAGAAGAUCUUCCACCAAAUCUUCAUACGAGCGGCAGACAAGUAUGCACUCUGCUUUUUGUACCGGAAAUAUAAAACACAGCCAUUGGAGGUGUUCGUCAUGGAUGUGGCGACUUUCGGAGCAACUUGUUCUCCUGCGUCGGCACAGUUCGUCAAAAACCUGAACGCAAAAGAACAUGUAGAACAGUUCCCUCGGGCCGUGGAUGGUAUUCUUCGAAGUCACUACGUCGAUGACUACUUGGAUAGCUUCGGUAGUGUCGAGGAAGCGAAGCAGGUAACGGAAGAUGUGAAAAGUGUGCACCGUGAUGGAGGUUUCAAUCUACGCAACUGGAACUCAACUCAAACUGUAAUUCCGCGACAUCUGGGAGAAACUAAAGCAGUUGACAGCAAGAACUUAUACAUUGGAGUUGGUGAAGCAACGGAACGAGUCCUAGGAAUGCUCUGGAAGCCAACUAUGGAUGAGCUCUGCUUCUCUACACGAAUGAGCGACGAGGUACGAGCUCUAAUCGAAAAGGGUGACGUGCCAACCAAACGACAGGUACUUCGCUGCGUGAUGACGCUGUUUGAUCCGCUCGGACUGCUUGCGCCGUUUCUCAUACACGGUAAGGUCCUGAUUCAGGAUUUGUGGCGCGCAGGAACAGAUUGGGAUGAAGCUAUUGGAGACGUGUCCUACGACCGUUGGAGAAAAUGGGUGGAAAUGAUUGAGUUCGUGUCUACAAUAAGAAUCCCGAGAUGCUACUUUCCUCGAGCAAACGAACAAACCUACAAACGGGGCCAACUGCACGUCUUCGUAGAUCCGAGUCCAACGGCGUACUCCUGUGCCGUUUACCUUCGUGUCAAGGAUGAAAAGGGAGUUAUACGCUGCUCCCUGGUAUCUGGGAAAGCUAAGGUUGCCCCUCUUAACGUUGCCCCUCUUAAGCCUAUGUCUAUCCCAAGACUUGAGCUUCAAGCUUGUGUUCUUGGAACACGUAUGCUAAAAUUUGUGCAGGAAAAUCACACAAUAAGUGUUGGAAGGCGGAUUCUGUGGACCGAUUCCACUACAGCCUGGCACUGGAUACGAUCGGAUCCCCGUAAUUUCAAGCCAUUCGUAGAUCACCGUGUGGGAGAAAUACUGGAGAACACGAAUGCUACGGAAUGGAGGUGGAUACGGUCACGCUUCAACUCGACUGACGAAGCAACCAAAUGGGGAUGUGGCCCAUACUUUUCAGAAGAGAGCCAAUGGUUCGACGGGCCGAAAUUCUUACUGAAAUCCGAGUGUGAUUGGCCAUGCUCUACACCACCUUCUGUGAACAUCCCAGAAGAAAUUCGACCAUCUGUGCUGCAUCACGCUACAGUCGAGCGUAUUAUAGAUUUUGAGAGGUUUUCAUCUUGGGAUCGAUUGAAUCGUGCCGUUGCCUACAUUUUACGCUUUUCGCAUAACGCCGUUAAGAAACAUCCGAGAAGAAGUGGUCAACUGAUGCAGAACGAACUUCGUGCAGCAGAAACUAUCAUCUUGAAACUCGUUCAAUGGGAGUCGUAUGCGGAUGAGAGAAGUAUUCUUGAACGAAAUGAAGACAAGCCGAUUAACGAAAGGAAGCCGUUGGACAAAAGCAAUGGGAUAUACGAAUUAGUUCCAAUAAUCGACGAGAAUGGAUUGUCACGCCAGUAUUGGAGAAUUGGGGCUGCGAGAGACAUCAGUUAUGACAUGCGCCAUCCAGUGAUUUUGCCCAAAGAUCACUGGGUAACUAGACUGAUAGUUGAGAAGUACCACCGUAAAUAUCGACAUGCUAACCCGGAAACUGUCGUGAAUGAGAUACGUCAAGUCUACAGUAUAUCCAAACUUCGUUCUCUUGUCAAGAAUCUAUCACGAGCUUGUAUGAUGUGUAAGCUACGCAAGGCUCGUCCGAAUAUUCUGCCUAUGGCUCCAUUACCACCAGCGCGUUUAGCCGUGCGCGUUCGCCCGUUCAGUUACGUGGGAGUGGACUACUUUGGGCCUCUGCUAGUGAAAGUCGGAAGAGCCAGCGUCAAAAGGUGGAUUGCAUUGUUUACGUGCCUUACAGUACGUGCGGUACACUUGGAGGUAGCGUACAGUCUGUCGACAUCUUCAUGUGUUUCAUGUGUGCGGCGCUUCGUAGGGCGACGUGGUUCGCCAGUGGAGUUCAUCAGUGAUAAUGGGACCAACUUCCAAGGAGCUGAACGUUUGCUGGGGGAACAAAUAAAGCAGGGACUGUCGGCAACGUUUACAAAUUCAUCGACAAAGUGGACUUUUAUACCGCCCGGUGCCCCACACAUGGGAGGCGCAUGGGAACGGCUUGUGCAGUCCGUCAAGAGAGCCAUGAUGGAUGCGUACGCUGAGGGGAAGUUGGAUGAUGAGGGUUUACAAACGUUGGUUGUGGUAGCGGAAAGCAUUGUGAACUCAAGGCCUCUGACCUACCUGCCUCUGGAUUCUGCUGAGUCAGAGGCGUUGACAUCGAACCAUUUUUUGAUGGGAAGUUCGAGUGGCGCCAAUCUACCGGAUACAGCACCGGAUCCACAUCAACUGCCUUUGCAAGAUAUGUGGAAUCAAAUACAGCAAAAAUUGGAUCGGUUCUGGUAUCGCUGGAUCGUGGAGUAUCUGCCAGUGAUACGGAGACAACCGAAGUGGUUUAUCGAGGUUCGACCAAUACAAGUAGGGGACUUGGUGCUGGUAGUCAACGGUAAUGAACGUAAUUGCUGGAUACGAGGACGCGUAAUUGAAACCAUUGUCGGAACCGAUGGCCGAGUUCGGCAAGCCAAGGUACAAACCACAGGAAGCAUUCUUCGUCGACCAGUGUCAAAGCUGUCGUUGUUGGAUGUGGAUUCAAGUAGUGCAGUCUUGGUGGAUCGCAAGAUGCACCCGGGGGAGGAUGUUGCCGCAGUAGCAAUGGACUUGGCAACCCGGGCAAACAAUGAACAUACCGAGAUAACACCGAUAGCUACGGUGUAA